AUGACGAUCCACGCUCUUCGCCGGCUGUUGCUGACCCUUGACAGAGGGCGGCAGAAAUGCCUUGCAUCCUCUUUUCUGAAGCGCCGCAGAUGCUGCCGUCGGCGGCCGGCUGCUCUGCGAAUCACCUCACCCCUCCGGGGCGCAGCGGACAAGGAAGCGCUGCCCAUGUCGCAGGCAGACGGCACAGAGGCCUGGUACGGCCACUGCCCCUGUUGCAAGCGACCGCUGGCGCUUUCUGGGUCAGUCCCCAGGGGCCCGAGGGAGCCCUUGCCGGCUGCCCGGGGCCGGUUUGCCUACGUCAUCAACUUGUGGGGCAAGUCCAGCGAGUAUGUGCUUGGCGCUCUCGUGCUGGGGCACUCGAUCAAGCGGAGUGGCUCCAAGCACGCGUUGGUUUGUCUCUAUGCCGAUGACGUGCCUCCGUCUUGUGUGCUUCUAUUGUCCAGAAUUUGGGACUGCCGGCCCGUGCAGCAUAUCGCGGUGGCGGCCGACAAGCUCGGAAACUCCUCUCCAGGACAUCGCUUCGCAAAGGUCUUCACGAAGCUGCGUUCCCUGGAGCUGGUUGAGUUUGAAAAAAUUCUCGUGCUUGACAUCGACAUUUACGUGCGCGGCAAUGUCGAUGAUCUUUUUCAGUUACAAGCACCCGCUGCUAUGCGACGAGGGAUACACGGAUGGAAAGCGCUGAAGACAGGAGAUAGCCUGGAUGGGCGAGACUUCUUCAUGGGUAGUGAUUACAGCGGCUGGUCCUGGGGCCAGGGAACAGGCAUAAAUGCCGGAGUUAUGCUCCUACAACCUGACCUCGACGUUUUUCACGAGAUGCUUGGUGAACUCUCAGAUCCACAUCAUCCGGAGCACUGUGUGGGCAAUGGCCCUGAGCAGGACUAUUUGAGCAGAUUCUGGGCAGAUGCUCCCUGGCGACACAUCGGUGUAGAAUAUAACUUUCAAAUCCACCAGAUGUUUCUGGCCCUCCAUCCCGACCGCGUGGCGAGCGCACACCGGAUACGGCUGCUGGAGGAGCAGAGCCAAAUCAAGAUAGUGCACUUCUCGGGUGAUGACAGGGCAAAGCCUUGGCGACGCAUUCUCGACGAAAGCUUGAGCGGCUACUGGCCGGACAGGGCCAAGGAUGAGGCCUUCCUGUCUCUCUUCUUCCAAGAGUUUCAGGGCUACUUGCUCUGGGUGAAGCGGGACCUUGAAUGGCUGAAGUCCGCCAAAGAGGACCCGCAUCGCGGAUGGGAGUACGCCGACCUUCAGAUCAGCGACGGGCACAUGUAUAGGCAGCCUGCCGAUGGCGAUGCCUCUGCUGUUUGUGUGACGCUGUCCCCGGAGGUUGAAAAGGCGGUGGAUGGUUUUGUCCGCACCGUUCUUAAUGAGUGGUUCGAAGCCCUCGGGGAGUUGGAGGCGGAUUUGGGCUUGAACCUCCAGCAGGAGUUGCCAAGGUGCUUGAAAGCCGCCGAGCUGGCAGAGGGAGCAGAAGGUCAGCCUGCUGCCGAACCCCCGAUCACUUUUGCACGUGAUAGCUUGUUCACCUGGAAGCGAGAUGCAGGGUGGUGGACGGAGGAUUGGCCUGCAGAGCCCUGCUUCAAAGCUACGGUGUUGUGCAGUGCUGCCGAUGCCGCGAUCUUUGUAACAUUUCUUGAGGAGUGGGCGAUCCGUGUCAGGGUUCGAUGGAUGUAA
Messenger RNA from Symbiodinium necroappetens, 1671 nucleotides. Lineage: Eukaryota; Dinophyceae; Suessiales; Symbiodiniaceae. The record is from the annotation of a GenBank genome assembly.